UCGCCGCGACCUUUUCUCAAACGAAACGCGUCACUGUGGCAACAGCCACGCGCACGACUCCCAAAUUGCUGACGAGUAGGUAUUUCACGCGCGAUCCCUCUCCUGCUUCUAAUUACGCGCCCAUAAAUUAGGCGACUCGAGGCACAUGACAUUUACAGCGCACAGUACACACUCGCCAGUGAUGUGGUUCAUGCUGGUGGAUUUAAAUUGUCACGAUGUAGAUAGACGUUGCAGCCACUAACCGGCUGCGAUGAGGAUUUUAGAGGGAAUCAGGCUGAGCGCGGUGGCAGCGAGUGACUUGACUGUAGGAAAGUUGCCACAGGUAGGCUGAAGGCUGCACAGCGACGAUCUGCUGCGUGUCAAAUUGAUGGCAGUUGAGCCCAGAGGACAUGGCACUGCUUUGACGAUCACAGCGCGCGUGUGACCUAUAUAUUUUCUCGCGUGGCGCCGUCGGGAGACCGAACCGAGCCCCCCUCUGUCUGCUCGUCUACACUUGUGGUUUAAGGGGAUAGGAACUCAAAAAGGGGAACUUGUCUUUCAUCGGCGUGUCAGCUUCUGUUAAAGUCACGAGCAGAAGCCUGUUGUUGACACGUUGCGUUUUCUGAUUGUGUGUAUGUCAUCCACGUCGUCUCAUAAACCUGUUUACGGAUGUUGCCCUGACAGCGUUUGAAGACAGAUGGAUGCCGACUAAAAAAGGAGUUUCACGUCCCUCAGGAGUGUGGAGUGUGCAAAGGAGGGAGACAGAGAGCGAGGAGGAGAGGUGGAGGAAAUAUACAGUAGGGGUCGGAUACAACCGGGAGACUACCGAGCGCGCAGCACGCACCGAGCGAAAGGGAUAUUGACGGAGCGUAGUCAACGUUUCACCGCCCCCCCCCCUGCGAUCGGAUUUAGGCGAGAAUGGAGCUCCCUGCCGCCGGAGAGCACGUCUUUGCGGUGGAGGGCAUCGAAAAGAAGCGCAUCCGCAAGGGCAAGAUCGAGUACCUGGUCAAGUGGCGCGGCUGGUCUCCGAAGUACAACACCUGGGAACCGGAGGAAAACAUCCUCGACCCGCGCCUCCUGGUCGCGUUUCAGCACAGAGAGAGGCAGGAGCAGCUGAUGGGAUACCGUAAACGAGGGCCCAAACCCAAGCAUCUCUUUCUCCAGGUGCCCUCGUUUGCCCGAAGGUCCAGCAUUCCUGCGGGAUUUGAGGACGCGCCGCAAGAUGCAGAAGGCUGCCUGACGUCGGACCCCAUCCACGCCCCCCGGCCCCAGCCUCAGCAGUACCAGCUGAACAGCAAGAAGCACCAUCAGUACCAGCCCAGCAGCCAAGAGAUCCCUGCUGACCAGAUGGCCAAUGGCAAGAAGAAGUUCAUCUACCAGCUCAACAGCAAGAAGCACCACCACUACGAGCCCGACCUCAGCGUGUACGACGCCCAGGCCUCUAAGCUGAAGGAGGUGGUCAAGGUUCAAGAACUGGCCAAUAAACCAGCGAAUCCCGGUUGGAACCUGCCUCCGGCGCUGCAGCAGAAAUGGGUUCGUGACAAGGACACCGGCUGCUUGAGCAAAGUCAAGGAGUCGCCGGUGGAGGCGAGGCAACCAGCUGUUAAAGAGACUGAGAGCGAACAUGCCCUCAAACCAAGUCCCAAAGACUCGGCGCCGCCGAGCGCCAUCAGCAGCAAAAUGAAGAUAAUCAAGAACAAAAACAAGAACGGGCGCAUUGUGAUUGUCAUGAGCAAAUAUAUGGACGGUCACAAGGUUCACGGGAUGAAGAGUAAACACGGGGAGCCAUCGACUGAGGAGAAGCCCCAAAGCACCAAACUGUCGGAGAACAAUCCAGUACACAGAGGCCUUGCGGUGGAUCACCCCGAGAACGGUCUCCCCAAAGAGAUGUGCAAUGGCAGGUCCCUCCCGGCUGCAGAGCAUCCCAUCAAGUGUUCCCCCAAGGACCGGCAUUUUUCCAAACCGUCGCCCAGCACAGCGGAGGAAUACAACACGGAAGUGGCUCGGGGUCAGGCCGACCUACCCGACGAUCUACCCCUGCAGCUGACCGCUAGCUCCCCCCCAGCGUCCUGGGCCACGGACACCAGCAUCCCCACUCCGACGGCCAUGGACCAGAUCAGGAUCCCCUCUUUUCCCAGCGAUCGCAAACGGAAGCUGACGGAUCCCGUGGAGGACAGGGCCGCGGCCAAAGUCUACCUGAGCUCCAGGAGCUUCAGCGUCCCGAGCACUGUGGUGACGCCGCCCCAGGACAAACCCAUGGACCUCCACUGCAGCAGCCGGCACUUCAGCAGCGCGUGCGCGUACGAGGCCGCGGACUGUGGCGGCCAAGAGGAGCCGAUGGACCUGAGCUGCCCAAAGACUAAGACACAGGCGGAGACGGAGGCGAAGCCGGAGCAGGAGUCAGAGCCCGAACCUCCGCCUCAGCCUGCGGUCAAGGAUCCUCCUCCUCCGCCUGUGACUGAGAACACACAGAAAUCCACAGAGAAACCGAAAGAAGCACCUGUUAACAAAGCGCCCCCCUUCAUGGGAAAUAUCAUCAUCACCGACAUCACCACGAACAGUCUCACUGUCACCUUCAAGGAAUAUGUUUCGUUCUAAGCGGAUCCUUUCUCACAACCCUGUUAAUAUGUGCAUAUGUAAAAAGGUUAGAAAUUUGUAUAUAUUGAAAAUUUAUAAUUUAUCAUUCAAAUUCAAUAUGUUUCUUAUGGCGUUUUAUACUGUAACUCCUCCAUCAUGUAGCCAAGAAAGUGCCCUCGAGGAUUUGAGUGAAUGCAUUCACAAAAAAAGAAUCUGUUUAUUGGAGUAGUUUUGCUGUUGUUUCAUACCUGUACCAGACUUAUAACCUGAGCUGUAUGAAGCUUUAUAUGGAUUUUGUAUGAAUAAUAGCUCUUAUUUUGGUCCUGAUGUAGGAGGGGAAGUCGUGGACUCUAUGGUGAUCUAAGAUCAAAUUGAAAGCACUUAAUUCCAUUUCUACGUUGAUUUGUGUCAUAUUCGUGGGCCGAGUCUUAUUCCACUGUUUACUUCUACUCGGGACAUGUUUUUCUUUUGUUACACGCCUUGUUUGCGGUUCAAUUACAAGAAAGGAUUAUCCAUGUCGUGCAAACUUGCGGAGCAGGUGUGGCCCAACGCAAUGCAAACAGCGCGGCGAGCGUGGGACGCGCUGGGCUGUGGGCCGGGCUCCCUGGCUUUCCUUUGGCCGGGGGUCCAGAUGCAGCACAGCUGUCGGGGGCUCCGCAGUCACGAGCCGCUCCGUUACUCUGCUGCACAGUUUGUCGCUCGCACACACUGAUGGGGUGUCGGUUGACGUGAAUGUUCUUAAAGGGCAGUAAUUGUUAAGAAAAUUGUGUCAUUUAUCAAAGGUGACUUAUUAAUUCCUGCCAUAAUUAGGCUGUGAUUUAUUCUUUCAUUAAUGACCUGUAGUUAGUGGCCUCUCAUCAAUUAAUGACGUUCAUUUAACUUGGAGCCUGAAGUAAAUGUUUUAGUAGAAGCUGCAACAGUCAUCAGUGAGUGUUUAGUGCAGGUGAAGCGCUUUGUGUACAGGUACAUGCAAUCAUCCAGUGACUGUAGGUUGAUUGUGCUGCUGAAAUGUGAAAGCUGCCCGAGCUGUUGGAUGUAAGCUCCAUCUGAGUCUAAAUUGCCUUCUAUGCACAUUUAAUGCAAAACCAGUAAAGAAUGCUAAAAUGCUAUGAAGAGAAAGCUGAAGAGUGCAUAUUUAUUGACAACGUCGCUGUUCGUACGGCAGACGACAACAAGCUGUUUGAAGGGUUCUGAGAGUCGUUCUGAGAGAGAUGGCGUCUGCUAGUUUUCCCUCUUUUGUCCAUUCCUCAUUGCACUUGGUUGGUAUCAUACGGUUUGUCCCAUGGGGAGUUGGUUGACUUCUUUCUGUUGGCACAGCUUACUGGAUGAUAUGUCUCACAAUAAAGAAAGAUUUGACCUCUGA
Messenger RNA from Betta splendens (Siamese fighting fish), 3919 nucleotides. It is a transcript of the gene cbx4, whose product is annotated as chromobox homolog 4 (Pc class homolog, Drosophila). NCBI's taxonomy places the organism in Eukaryota, Metazoa, Chordata, Actinopteri, Anabantiformes, Osphronemidae. Gene Ontology annotation, biological process: negative regulation of DNA-templated transcription. The record is from RefSeq and is a predicted model, not a curated record. The transcript has 6 exons. Bases 898 to 2577 code for a protein of 559 amino acids.